Brassica oleracea var. oleracea is the source of this 2057-nucleotide messenger RNA. Its product is annotated as tyrosine--tRNA ligase 2, cytoplasmic-like. The transcript has 19 exons. Bases 1 to 1851 code for a protein of 616 amino acids. Gene Ontology annotation, molecular function: ATP binding; tyrosine-tRNA ligase activity. NCBI's taxonomy places the organism in Eukaryota, Viridiplantae, Streptophyta, Magnoliopsida, Brassicales, Brassicaceae. Gene Ontology annotation, biological process: tRNA aminoacylation for protein translation. The record is from RefSeq and is a predicted model, not a curated record.
AUGUGUUUUGGAUUCACACAAUACUUCAUUAACGCUAGGGGAGAUGAGUACUGGCCUCUUGUGAUGGACAUUGCCUGCAGAAACAGUCUCGCCAAAAUAAAACGGUGUAUGCCUAUUAUGGGUCAUAGUGAGACAGAUGAGCUCAGUGCAGCUCACGUUCUGUAUGUAUGUAUGCAAUGUGCCGACCCUUUGUUCCUAGAGGCAGAUAUUUGCCAGCUUGGGAUGGAUCAGCAAACAGUGAAUCUGCUAGCACGAGACUACUGUGAUGAGACUGAGAGGGGGAACAAACCUGUCAUCUUGUCUCACCAUAUGCUUCCGACAAAGAUGUCUAAGAAUGAUCCUUCAUCUGCCAUCUUCAUGGACGAUGAUGAGGGUGAAGUUAAUAGGAAGAUAAAAAAGAAAGCUUACUGCCCUCCGAAGAUUGUGGAAGGUAACCCAUGCCUGGAAUACGUCAAAUACAUCAUUCUACCAUGGUUCAAUGAGUUCACUGUCGAACGAGAUGAAAAACACGGUGGUAACAAGACCUUCGAUAACUUUGAAAACAUUGCUGCUGACUAUGAGAGCGACAAGUUGCACCCUAUGGAUCUGAAGAACGCUCUGUCGAAAGCAUUGAAUAAUAUACUGCAACCUGUCCAUGAUCAUUUCAAAACUAACAAUCGUGCCAAGAAUCUGCUCAAACAGGUAAGAAAUCUAUCUUUUCAAGUUGUUGCAACGGAGCUAUACAAGGAGAUGGAGGCUCUUUCCGUCAACGCACCUUCCUCAGCUGCCGGUUUACAGAUGAGCGAAGAGGCAGAGAGAAAAUACAAUAUUGCGAGGAGUAUUGGCGAGGAAUGCAUACAAGAGGAUGAGCUAAAGAAUAUGUUAGCCAAGAAGCCUACUCCAAUCUGCUACGAUGGUUUUGAACCAUCAGGAAGGAUGCACAUCGCCCAGGUAAGAUUUUUUUUGGUGUUAAUAGGGAGUAUGAAGGUCACAAAUGUGAACAAGCUGACGUCAUCUGGUUGCCAAGUGAAAAUUUGGAUUGCAGAUUGGUUUGCUCAGUUGAACAACAAGUUGGGAGGUGACUUGGAGAAAAUCAAAGUUAUUGGUGAAUACUUCAAGGAGAUUUGGCAAGCUGGUGGGAUGAACCCCGAAAAAGUAGAGUUUCUUUGGGCUUCAGAAGAAAUCAGUAGUAGGGGAAAUAAGUACUGGCCGCUUGUGAUGGAUAUUGCUCGCAGAAACAACGUACGUCGAAUCUUGAGGUGUGGGCAGAUCAUGGGGCGUAGUGAGACAGAGGUUCUAAGUGCAGCGCAAAUCCUUUACCCUUGUAUGCAGUGUGCGGAUAUUUUCUUUCUUGGGGCGGAUAUCUGCCAGCUAGGGAUGGAUCAACGGAAAGUAAACAUGCUAGCAAGAGAAUACUGUGAUGACAUUAAGAGGAAAAACAAACCCAUCAUCUUGUCUCACCAUAUGCUUCAUGGUCUUCUUGAAGGACAAGAGAAGAUGUCCAAAAGCAAUCCAUCAUCUGCCAUAUUUAUGGAAGAUGAGGAGGAUGCUGUUAAUGAGAAGAUCAGCCAAGCUCAUUGCCCACUAAAAACUGUUGUAGGCAAUCCAUGUCUUGAAUACAUCAAGUACCUAGUUCUACUACGAUUCAACGAGUUCGUGGUUGAACAGAAUGGCGGUAACAAGACCUUCACAAGCUUUGAAGAUAUUGCUGCGGAGUACGAGAGUGGCGAGUUGAGUGAGGAAGAUUUGAAGAAAAAAGCUUUGAUAAAAGCGUUGAAUAUAAUGUUGCAACCUGUUCGUGAUCAUUUCAAAACCAAUGAGCGCGCCAAAAAUCUACCGGAACAAGUCAGGGCUUUUAGAGUCACCAGGUGAAGCUGCAAACGGAAAGAAGCAAAAACUUGUGUUCAUCGUUGGAGUCUUUCUUAAGGAUUUUUGUUACUUGCAAUUAUGUAAAGUUCUCUUUUGUUUUCGAGAAGAACUUAGCCUCUGAUUGGUGCUUAAUAAACUAACUUUGCAUAUAUACUGUCUUAGCAGACAAGAAUUUUAAAUUAUAAUGAUAAGUGAAAAAGGGACUGGAG